GGUCUUCUGUAUCGGCUCGCCAUUUAUGCUUGGAAACCCUUCUCGCCGCGCCGCCACCCCCCCAGAAAAACCUCGCAUCAUCCCUGCCACGGCAGAGGCAUCGAAUUUCCCACGCCAAAUCCGCCAUGGCCACCAAAUCCCACAAGAAGAAGAAGGUUUCCUCCCCAAACCCCUCUAUCCAGGCCAAGGCCCCCUCCCCGGACCAAAAGCCUAACCCUCCGAAACCAGCGAAGGAGCGAGAUACAGCGUCAGCGUCGGCAUCCGCAUCGGCGAAGAAGCCGAAGAAGAAGCCUAACCCUCCGAAACCAGCGGAGGAACCAGAUACGGCGUCGGCAUCGGCUAAGACGCCGAAGAAGCAGAAGGUGACAAAUGAGAUCGACGACAUCUUCCAGGCCGCUAAGUCCGACAAGAAGCGCAAGUCGCAACAGGAGGAGGAGGAAGCCGUUGGGAGCAAGAAGGCCAAAAAGGGCAGGGCCGAGGGGGCUAGUAAGAAAAGUAAGGAGAGUAGGGGCAAGGGUAGGGAGCCGGAAAACGUGGAGGGUGAAGAGAAGCGGCCGCGGCGGCGCACGAAUGACGGGCUCACCAUAUACUCCGCCGAUGAACUCGGGUUCGGCAAGGCCAACGCUGGGGGCACUGCGCUCUGCCCGUUCGACUGCGAUUGCUGCUUCUGAGCCUUUCCGGGGACUUCCCUGACCGAGGUGAUGUGAUCAAGUUAUAUCACUGUUGUGUUUGUAAUGCUGGAUGAAUUCAUUAGCUAUGUGCUUAGAUUUGUGCUCAGAUGAAAUUUUGGUUGAUGUUGACAAUUUUAUAAGAGCUCCUGAUGAUGUAUCUUCCUAAUAUAACCAGUUACAUAAGGAUAGUUUCAUGAUGUCUGCUAAGCUGUUGUGAAUUGUGAUAACUGCUGUGAAUUGAGCAUCAGGAACCUGUUUAACGUUAUGUACUGGAGUCCAGUUGA
Molecule: messenger RNA, 955 nt
Organism: Brachypodium distachyon (stiff brome)
Lineage: Eukaryota; Viridiplantae; Streptophyta; Magnoliopsida; Poales; Poaceae
Exons: 1
Coding region: 126-671 (181 amino acids)
Source: RefSeq, a predicted model, not a curated record